Messenger RNA from Daphnia carinata, 5064 nucleotides. RefSeq names its product apoptotic protease-activating factor 1-like. The record is from RefSeq and is a predicted model, not a curated record. The transcript has 19 exons. Gene Ontology annotation, molecular function: protein binding; ADP binding. Lineage: Eukaryota; Metazoa; Arthropoda; Branchiopoda; Diplostraca; Daphniidae. Bases 135 to 4388 code for a protein of 1417 amino acids. Gene Ontology annotation, biological process: regulation of apoptotic process.
ACAGUUGAAACAACUUUGAGGAACUGUAGGAUUGCGCAGCCUAUUUGCCGUAUUUUAGGAGAAAUAGCUAAACAUGCUCUUUAUCCUUUGAAGCUGGGCACAUUUGAAUUUAGUCUAAUACGUUAACACCGACGAUGAAUACUGUUGAAAAGGCUGCUUUACUUAGAAAUCGGGAUGCCAUUGUUCAAAAUGUUGACUUCACUUAUAUAAAAGAUAAACUUUUGGCUUAUGGAGUACUAAGUGUCCAAGAGGUGCAAGAUGUAGAUUGUGAGAAAACUAAAUCAGCCAAAGUGCGUAGAUUGUUGGAUAUUCUACCUGAAAUAGGGGUGAAAGAGACCUUUAUAACUUUUGUUAAAAUUUUGGAAGAAGACUAUGAUUGGAUAGCUGAAAGAUUAAGUGAGUGUAACAACCGGGACAGUCCAGAUGCGGCAAGUCACUUGAACAGUGAUCCAUUUGCUGCUCCGGACAGCUUGCAGCACUCACUAAUUCAAUGUGGGAUCCCAUUCCCGCCACCACAUCUCAUACCUCGUCACACAAAAGUUGCACAGAUCAGAGAAUGUCUUAAAGCAAUGACGCAAGGUCAAUUUGUGGUCAUUCAUGGUAUGGCAGGAGCUGGAAAAUCAGUUUUGGCUGCGGAAUCCAUGAGAGAUAUGGACCUAAUGAUUAAUACCUUUGGGAAUAAUGUCUACUGGUUGACAGUUGGCCAAACAGGCACAGAUACUUUACUUACCAAAAUGCAGGCAUUGUGCGAGAGACUUGACCACACCGUUCUACCUCCACUGAGCGUUGACCAAGCCACGGAACGUCUUCGCCGCCUUAUGACUGAUCCUAGUCGGAAAAACAGUUUGAUAAUACUGGACGAUGUUUGGAGAGGUGAAGUGGUCCGUGCCUUUGAUUUCGGAUGCCGGAUAUUGAUGACCACCCGAGAUGCUUCCGUGACAGACGUUGUUCACGGACGUGUAUUGCUGGUGAAAGUUCAAGACGGCUUCACUCAGGAGGAGUCCAUGUCUUAUUUGGCGAAUUGCUUUAAUAUCUCGGCACAGGAAUUGCCAGAACAGGCAAAUGAUAUUUAUUUGGAAAGCAAAGGUUCUCCAAUGGUGCUUUCGCUCCUAGCUCCGCUUUUAGCCGAUCGCGGAGAAUAUCAGCGUAUCGAUGCCCACAGAUGGGAUCACUACUUGGGAAAAUUACGCGACAGGAGAUAUACUCAAUUGAAGCGGCAUGGUUCCUACAACUACGAAACCAUUAAUGAAGCCAUUGCCAUAAGUUUUGAUCACCUUGAUCAGGAGACCAGGCGUUCGUUGAAUGAUUUUGUUAUUUUCUUAGACGAUGUCAACAUUCCAGCUCCGGUGCUGCAAGUUCUAUGGAAUUGUAGCCGCUAUGAGAUGGAAGAACGAAUUAGUCUUUUAGUGGCAAAUUCGCUGAUAGCCCAACACUUCCAGGAACAGUCAUCAAAUUGUGUUGUUUUGUACGGCAUUCACGAUCUUCUGUUGGACUACCUCAAAUCACAUCUGACCGCUGAAGAACAGCGUGACGCCCAUCGCAAGCUUAUUGAUUCAUAUUUCGCCGAGUGCAACCAUUAUUUCGGUGCCCUACCAGAUGAUAAUUAUUUUUUUUGGUUUUUGGGUUACCACUUGUAUAAAGCCGAGUAUACUGAGCUUUUUCCACACGUCUACCUCAACCUCUCUUUUAUAUCUGCCAAAUUGCGUGCUACUGGACCCAGUGAUCUGCUUAACGACUUCCGCAAGUACAAGGAUUACAUAUCUGAAACUAGUGGAAGAAACAGUCAACGAGUCGAAGACUAUACGCAUUUUAUUCGAACCUGUGGACACAUUGUGGUUCAAUGCCGUCAUUUAGAUAUCAUUCAACUUGCUCUUCAGCAGCCGAAGAACAGCUGCGUAUACAACGAUGCCCUAGAAAUAGCAAAAUUGUCCAAGGACAGAUUCUAUUUGGAAUGCCGCUCAGUCGGCAGCCAAACAAAAGAAAGCAUGGAUCAAGUUCUCCGUAGUACCAUACUAAAUUAUGGUCACGUCACCGCAGCUUGCUUUACGCAGGAUGGGCAACGUUUGCUCAGCGCAGUCGACGAUGGACAAAUUCGCAUGUGGGACGUUGAUUCAGGAAAGGAACUCCACCGUUUCGUGGGACAUAACGGCAGCAUUCACCAGCUGUCACUGAGCAGGGAUGCCAAACGUUUCGUCUCGUCGUCGGCUGACGGAUCGGUGAAGGUCUGGGAUCUCUCGGCUGUCAUCAGCAAACUGGACGGUACCCCACUUGACCAUCCAUCUUCACCACCCUUUCACCCUCCAUGCACAAUAGUCAUGGGUUCUCAUACAUUGGUUGCCGGUGAAAUUGAGCAUCGUCCCAACAAAACACCGUCGCCACGGAUGCGACAGGAUAGUUGGCACAACAUGUUCGAUGUCGGUGAUCGCCUCGUGAAUGAUAACAGUUUGAAGACCUAUACAGGACAUACAAACGAGGUUUUGGGAGCGAGAUUUUCUGAAAAUGGUGCACUAGUAGUUUCUUGCGGUCUAGAUAACACAGCGCGCAUAUGGCUCAGUACCGCGUGUAUGGAGCUCGGCGUAUUGGAUCAUCCCGAACCGGUCACCACGUGUUGCUUUUCAGACUGUGGGUUUUUUGUUGCCACAGGAUGCACUGAUUCAACCAUUCGUCUGUGGAACGGAAAUGUGUCUUUGUAUACGUGCGUGGCGUCCUUCCACACACAAAAUUCCAGCUCCAGAAUUCUGUUUAUUUCUUUCUUGUCAGAUACAUCAUUGCUCUCUGUUUCGGAUACGGAAAUUCUACGGUUUGACUGGACAUUAUCCUCAGACGAAGAGGGAGAGUCUGAUUCCUUUGGCUACGUCACCAACUCUCUUGCCAAUGCCAAUAGCAAUUGCUGUUAUAACUGCGCCACCGUAAGUGAUGACAGACAGCUCUUAGCUGUGUCAACGUCCAAAGAUAACAUACUUCUUUACAACAUCGAUUCAACUGAACAGAUCUUCGAAUAUGUUGGACAUACUGGAACUGUCAAUACUCUACAUUUCUCUCCCAGCACAAACAAUGAUGAGCCACCGAAAUGGUUGCUCUCUGGCUCUGCUGACAAAACUCUGAAAGUGUGGAAUGUCGCAGACGUUGAAAGAGUUGAAUGCUCUUUAUCGUGCACUGCCUUCCAUGCAGUGUGUCCUCCAGAUCAAUCAAGUGACUUUCUGAUUGCCACUGUUGGAUCGGAUAACCACAUUCAGGUUGUGAGUGGAUCGAGUUGUGAAACAUUGCUCACUACGAAUGAUGUAGAGUCGAGUAAGGAUCAAGUAGAAAUGUGCGUGUUAUCACACAGAGCUUCCAUGAUGGCCUGGUCCACUUUAAGUGGUUUAGUGAAGCUGAUGUCGCUUGACAAGAAAGAAGUUAAAACACUCGGGCAUCACUCCGACGCCAGAGUGACGUUGCUGAAAUUCAGUCCGUCUGAUAUUCUGCUUUUGACGGUCAGUUCUGAGGGCUGUAUUAAGAUCUGGAAACCGAAGAAUGAGACUUUUACUAUUACGGGUCCUCGAAAAGGCGUCACUGAUUGUUUUUUUAUCGAGUCUGACGAAAAAACACUUAUGGUGUGUGGAGCUGAUGGAAGCAUAAGACUGUGGAGCAUCGACAAUGGCCAUCCAAUCAGCCUAAUCUUGGACAAUGCUGGUUUGAACUUGACCUGCGUCGACCGUGCCUACAAUCGACAGUGGUUGGCCCAGGGAACCAUCACUGAAGGAGUUCGCAUCGUACACAUUCCUUUGGAUGCAGAGCCGCGCUCCAGUAAACCUGUAAAAAAUAACAAAGGUUUUCGGCAUCCAAAUCGGCUUGGACAUCAGCUUGUGCCAGUGCGAGUAUGUCGCUUCGCCAAUCAUGUUCAAUUAAUAGCGAUUGGCUACGACAACGGAAUAAUCGAAAUUUUUGAUUACCUGCGCAACACAUUACAAGCUACGCUGGAAGCGCAUCAGUCAUGGGUUCGUGAUCUGCAAUGGUGUCAAAACUCUCCGUUCUUCCAACUAGUGUCUUUGGGUGACCGCAUCGCGUGGUGGGACUUCAGUUCGUCUCGUUUUGGAACGUCUACCUCUAGUGUACGUAACCCGACGCACUCCAACAGGAGCAACCAUUUGGCUGGAGGUAUGGGCUUCCCUUUAACGCCCAUUACUCCGGGCUCCUCUUUCUCUUCCACGUCUUCCUUUUCUUCCUCACGUUUCAUUAGCACUGGCACCACGCAAUCAUCGCACUUCGAUGGCUUAGUUCAGACGGUGGAAUUUCAAACCAGAGGUCGCUACGCCUCCAAACUUUUCGUUUCGUGUGACGGCCGUGCUCUCGUCACCGUGUCCGACUCUGGUAUCCUAUACAUUCUCCAUCAACUAUCGCAACAUUGAAAUAACGCGCUCAAAAAACAAUCAAAGAAGUCACCCCAUUUUUCAUUAUAAAUCGUUUAUUGUUACAACUUUCAAACACGUAUCCAAUGAAUUCGAUUUUUCCGAUGUCGCGUUUUGUUUUUCGCAAAAUAAUUGAAUGGCACGAGACAGCAACGUUGUUCGCACAACGAAAAAAAAAUAGAGUAGAAAGAAGGACAGUUUAACAUAUUGGUACAUUGAAACUAACGAUUUUGGGGACGUUAACGCGUUCCCGCUGUGCAUCGUCGCUGCGAAAUCCCGAGAUUCCCGUUCACGUUGUCGUUGUGCAUUGUUGCCACUAGAUGACUCUUGAGACACUUUUUUUUUUUUUUUUUUCACCGCAGCAAUUUAAGCGAACCUAUAGUUUUUAAGAUCGAUGGAAGGAUUAAGAUUGCGAAGCGUUUUCUUAUCAAUACUCAAUCCAAAAUCUGAAAAAUUUUCUUCCCCCCAUGUCUGCCCAAUUUCAAUUCUGUUCAAAAUUAACAUUAAGGAUCUGAGUCGUAACUACGUGACUGUUCGGGAUCUUUCCAUUUGUGAUGACCAUUAUGGUUACAUUGUUUUCCCGAUCUUUGCCUCAAAAAUACUAGUUUUGUGUGAUAACUAUCUUACAUUCAUUCUUACUCAUUCCUAAAUGAUCUUAUAAUACAUCCGUUUUUUU